AUGUCCAAUCCAAGUCACUACCAGCGUCCACAAUCCCAAGAAAACGACCCCCAAUACGACGAAAUGAUGCUCCAGUACUAUGGCCAGUCGGCCUCCAACACCCCCGACGGCAUGAAGUCGCGAGGUGGGCCCCUGCCACACCUGCCGGGUAUUGGCGUCCUUGAUUCCAGUGACCAGCUCCAUGCUUACUGA
Acaulospora colombiana is the source of this 192-nucleotide messenger RNA. The record is from the annotation of a GenBank genome assembly. Lineage: Eukaryota; Fungi; Glomeromycota; Glomeromycetes; Diversisporales; Acaulosporaceae.